This is a messenger RNA of Bombina bombina (fire-bellied toad), 7421 nucleotides long. RefSeq names its product tau tubulin kinase 2 (gene TTBK2). Gene Ontology annotation, biological process: cilium assembly; signal transduction; peptidyl-serine phosphorylation. Gene Ontology annotation, cellular component: cytoplasm; nucleus; ciliary transition zone. Gene Ontology annotation, molecular function: ATP binding; protein serine/threonine kinase activity. The record is from RefSeq and is a predicted model, not a curated record. The transcript is spliced from 15 exons. The coding region runs from base 315 to 3926 and encodes 1203 amino acids. NCBI's taxonomy places the organism in Eukaryota, Metazoa, Chordata, Amphibia, Anura, Bombinatoridae.
UGCUGCAGUGAUGGAGAUAGGGGGGAGCGGCCGGUGACAGGGCUGUUAGGUGACAAGGGCGAGGGGUACGUGGGUAACGUACAAUCAGGCAUCGGUAUGGGCUGGCUUCCAACUGGGUUGUUUGCGGGUGGAUAGAAGAGAACUCAAUAUCCCAUUUGGUUAAAAGGAUAGCUCCGCCCAGUGUUCGGUAUACACGGCAUGUCAUCCCUAGGCUCCCGGUAUCACUGAGCCUCUGGGUAAAUGGAAGUCACCCCUGAGAGCCAGAUGAUCUCUAGUGACGCAAACUUAGCCUAGCAGCUCCAGUGCCAACUGCAAUGAGCGGAGGAGGGGAGCAGGCGGAUAUCCUCAGUGUAGGAAUCCUGGUCAAGGAACGAUGGAAAGUGCUAAGGAAAAUAGGUGGUGGUGGCUUUGGAGAGAUCUACGAUGCCUUGGAUUUGCUGACGAGAGAGAAUGUAGCACUCAAAGUGGAGUCAGCCCAGCAACCAAAGCAGGUUUUGAAAAUGGAGGUGGCUGUGCUUAAAAAACUGCAAGGGAAAGACCAUGUUUGUCGUUUUAUAGGAUGCGGGAGGAAUGAUCGCUUUAACUAUGUGGUCAUGCAAUUGCAGGGGCGGAAUCUGGCAGAUCUGCGACGCAGUCAAACCCGGGGCACUUUCUCCAUGAGUACCAUGCUGCGCUUGGGCCGUCAAAUCUUGGAAUCUAUUGAAAGCAUCCAUUCUGUUGGAUUCCUACACCGAGACAUCAAACCAUCAAAUUUUGCUAUGGGACGGUUCCCUAGCACUUGCCGAAAGUGUUAUAUGUUGGAUUUUGGGCUUGCAAGACAGUUUACCAACUCUUGCGGGGAUGUGCGUCCGCCUCGAGCUGUUGCUGGAUUUCGUGGAACAGUACGGUACGCAUCUGUCAAUGCACAUCGGAACCGGGAGAUGGGUCGUCAUGAUGAUCUUUGGUCACUUUUUUACAUGCUCGUAGAAUUUGUGGUUGGCCAGUUACCUUGGCGUAAAAUUAAGGACAAGGAGCAAGUAGGAUCCAUAAAGGAACGAUAUGAACAUCGCCUUAUGCUGAAGCAUCUUCCCCCUGAAUUUUCAGUAUUCCUUGAUCAUAUAAUUGGCUUAGAUUAUUUCACAAAACCAGAUUACCAGCUCCUUGUGUCUGUCUUUGACAAUAGCAUGAAGUCAUUUGGUGUUGUGGAUAGUGACCCUUUUGACUGGGAAAAGAGUGGUACAGAUGGCUCUUUAACUACCACAACAAUAUCAACAACCCCUCAGCUUCACACCCGCCUGACUCCUGCAGCCAUUGGAAUUGCAAAUGCAAUUCCAGGAGAUCUGCUGCGUGAAAACACUGAUGAAGUGUUUCCAGAUGAGCAGCUCAGUGAUGGGGAAAAUGGAAUCCCAAUUAUGGUUUCCCCAGAGAAAAUACCUGGGUCGCCCAGCCUUCAGCGCCCGCAGGAAAAAGAUGUCUGGGAGGAGAUGGAUGCCAACAGGAACAAAAUAAAAAUGGGUCUUUGCAAGGCUGCUACAGAGGAAGAGCACAGUCAUGGGAAUGCGAAUGGUCUUCAUAAUGCACCAAGCCUUGGCUCUCCUAUCCGGGUUCGUUCUGAGAUCACGCAACUUGACCGAGAUGUCCCUCUUUUACGCAAGCUGCGGAAUAUUCAUAGCUUUGAAUUAGAAAAACGUAUGACGUUAGAGUCAAAACCAGACGCUGACAAGUUUUUGGAGAACUGUGAGAAAAUUCAAAAGGCACCAAAUCUGAAGGAAAUACCAUUUGUUGAUGGAUUCUCUCCAUCACCUUCUCAACCUCGGAAGACAAUUGCUUCUCCCACAGCAGUUCAAGCAGACCAUAUCUGGCAUUACGAUGAUGAGUACAUUCUAGAGGGCUCCAAACCGAUGUCUGUCAGCUCUCCAGAACAUAUAGAUGGCGUGGUUAGCAAUGGUUUUGUAGCAGUAAAUUUGGCCUCCUGCCGGCAGGAGGUGGAUUCAAAAGAGUGGGUCAUUGUGGAUAAAGAACGUGAUUUGAAGGAUUUUGGAUUAAAUGGGAGUCGAGGCCAGAAAUUGACAGGAAGUCCUUCAGAAGAGGAACCAGAAGUUCUUCAGGUGCUGGAGAUUUCUCCACAAGAUGGACAUCACAACCUGGGCUCUUGGACAGUUAAUAAUGUUCUAAACCAAGAUCAUCAAAUAGAACUGGAUGUAGUUAAUACUUCAGGCCCUUGUAUUGAUAAAUUGGAUCCUAUGUCUGGAGCUGCUGGUCAGCUACUUGCAGCCACACCCACAAGUCCUAUGGAAGCCCAAGCUGAAGGAGCUCUCACUCCAAUGACUAUCCCACGUCCUUCGGUAACAUCAACACAAUCUGCAUCUGAGAGUUUUCCUUGUGGUCCUCAUUUGGAAAAGAGAGACCAAGACAACCAUAUGGAAUUAUCUCCACAGGACAACAGAACAGAAUAUGCAGAGUCGGAGGAUGCUUUCAUUGGCAAAACAGACCUGGCCAUGCGGUUGAAUAAUAAUAAUAGCCAGGAAAAGAUAUGUGUCAAAUCUAGAGAUUCAAGCCAAACAAACUUUGUAAAGGAGUGUGACCAAAAGCUGCAAGAAGCAAAUUGUGUUGAGACUCCUGUAUAUUGUGUCCUAUCAGAGCACCACAAACCUUUUGAAAAUAUAGCUUCUAAUCAACCUGUUGAGCUACGGACUUUCAAUUCUGUGCCACACAAUGAAUUAUUUUUAGAAAUAUCAAAGCCAGAAGCAACUGAGACUGUUGACAUUUCAGGUCAACAAGCUAAGGAUUAUAUUGCAAUCCGCUCAGUCAGUUUAUUGGAAGAUGUUCAGCUAAAUGGAUUUCAUGAUGUAAAUGAUAUUGUUGCUGCUGCUAAUGGUCUUCUUGACCAUAAAAAUAACACACCAGUGUUGUUGGACCAAGAAUGUGAACACAAGAGCCUAAAAAAUGAAGUGCAGACUGAACCUAAUGGAUCACAACAAUUGAAGAAGGCUCAGAUUAAACCUGUUUUUACAACUAGGCACAGCAGAAUCCCUGUUUUAGUUCAAGAGGUUGACACAGCAUCUGAGUCAUCUCCAAUUUCUGCCAAGGAGAAGCUUCUGUUAAAAAAAGCUUACCAAACUGACUUGGCAAGGCAAGUGGUUGAAAAGCGACAAUUUAAAUCUAUUCUCGGUGAUCUUUCAAGUGCCUCAGACAAGUCUCUGGAGGAAAAGUCAUCACCACAGCCUGUACGCUUUUCUGAGGAAGAUAUUUUCUGCUGUACUAAAAUGGAUGCAGAUUCUCAGGCGGUCAAGUCAUCUGAGGAAGGGACAGGGUCAUCUCUCAGCUCACAGUCUAGAAAGAGCAAAAUUCCACGUCCGGUGUCCUGGACUAGUAAUGAUCAGAUAAUCAAUCCUCCUUCAAAUCAGUUUGUUCCAAGGCCGCCACCUGGAAAACCACCAAGCAGAGUGGGAGUAGAAGCUAGGAUGCGGCGGUACAAGGUUUUGGGGAGUGAGAGCUCCGACUCAGACCUCCUCUCUCGCCUUGCUCAGAUGCUUCAAAAUGGAUCACAGAAACCAAGAAGUUCAUCACAGUCCAAAAGCCCUGGAUCACCUCACAGUCCUAAAACUCCUCCGAAAAGCCCUGUGAUUCCCAGGCGUAGCCCAAGCGCCUCCCCACGCAGUUCAUCUUUACCCCGCACCAAUAGCUCAUCAUCCUCAAGAGCUGGGCGACCCCAUCAUCAUGACCCAAGAAGUUCUUCCCCAUAUAUGGGUUGCAGCAAAUCACCCCCAAGCCUCUCUGGUUCCUCUUCUUCAAGGAGGUCCUGCCAACAGGAUCAUUGCUGUAAUAAACAGAGUAAAAAUAUCUCCAAGGGACCAGGUAGUGGUCACCAUGCCACAGGGAGCAAAACCAGUCGCGGAAAGUCUUCUGUUCGAGAGAGCAAAGUGUCCAUUAAAUUGAGCAGAUAGUAACCAGGCUUUUCAGCUCUAUGCCGAAAAUGACAUUUUCCAAACUCCUACUGUAAUGCAUGUUGUGUCUGUUAAUGUAUAUUUCAGAUAAAAUCAAAUCAGUGUUGGUCUUUAUGUUUAAAGAGGCUUAGACCCCAAGGAAUAUGGCUUUGAUUUAGAGGUCCAGCAUUAAAUUGAUUCAUUAGAAUCAUUGACAGAGUAUGGAAUGUUUUACCCAGUCAAUUUAUUGACACCGCCAGCAUUAAUCUUUUGUUAACUGCAAAAUUAGUUUUAGAGACUAGAAUAUUCUAACACAACCCAUUGCUGGUGAGUUACAUUGAUUGGAAAUCAGAGUACAUCAUUUAUCAAGGAAUUAAAAAUCUAAAAACUCAAUGCUUUCCACAAUUAGGGAGAUUUAUUUUAAUGUAGAAAUUCACAGGGGUUUGAAUCUGCUAAAUAAUUUAUUGCUGUCAGAUAUUCACUUUGGUUAAUAUGGUAAAGGUUUGCAUCUGAAAGAGAUCCUAUGUGCACACACCAUAUUAAAGGGAUACUGAACCCAAAUAUUUUAUUUCAUGAUUCAGAUAGAGCAUGCAAUUUUAAGCAACUUUUGGGUUUAGUAUCCCUUUAAUUACCCCUCAAGAAAAUUAAUCUUAUAUUACAUAUUUCCUAAACCCCACAAACAUACUGUAGUUGGUAGUUUUUACAGUUUCUAAAAGAAUGUUACUACCACCUUAAAGAGAUUCUCAAAGAUGGCAUUGUUUAUCCUUUGCUAAACAAAAAUAGUGAACAAUGCACAAAUUUGCCAAAUAUGUAUCUGAACUGUUUAUUUAAAAUAUCUGAGAAGCAUCUAGCAAUUUACAUUCUGUUUUUUGAGGCUACUUGGGCUUAUUCUAUAUGAGGAGUACACUUAGUGAGUUGGCAGAGCUAAGUAUAUGAAAUUGUUCAGAGCUAUUAUUAGAUUUUGCGAAUAGAGUUGGGAUCACCUUGCAGCUCCUGAUAGAUUCUACCUUGUUGUUCGCUCAACAUUGAGCACAGACAUUACCAGAUAUUUCUCUGGUUCCUUUUUAAAAUGAAUAACUAUAUUAUAAGAGAACAAUAUCAAAUUAAUCUCCCUUGGUGCUUAUGGUUUGACAUUGUGCAUACUUAUUUAAUACAGUAUAGAGCACUAUGUUUUAUAUACUCAAUAUUUCCUUGCUGGUAUAACUACACUAAAUCAUUUCUCUGCAAAUUAUUCAAUUUAUUUCCAUUUGAAUGUAUGAAAAAACUAAUGUUUGCAGCUGCAUCAGUGUUGCCAAAAUCCAGUCCUCCAUAUCUUGCCUAGUUCUGAUAUUAAGAUUUUCACUUGAGAGAAAAAUCUGAAUGUAUGUGAUCAGCAGUGAUCAUGUGACAUUUUUUGACCAUUUGUAUUGAUCACACAUCACUGCACCUCUUGUUGCAAUAUCUAUGUGUCAGGUGGAUAAAACACGUUGUACAUAAGCAGCAGAAUGCAGCAAGUGGAGAGUCAACAUGGAGAUGUAUGUCAGUUAAACUCUCCUGUAACAUAGCAUUGAGGAUCUAUGUGUACUAAAUAGUUGCAGACCACAGUAGAAUCCAGUACCACAUACAUAGCAACUUAAAGGGACAGUCUACUACAGAAUUUUAAUUGUUUAAAAACAGAUAAUCCCUUUUAUUAUUUAUUCCCCAGUUUUGCAUAACCAACACAGUUAUAGUAAUAUACUUUUUACCUCUGUGAUUACAUUGUUGUGAUCUGGUCAACUGUAUUCUAACCGUUAAUAUCUUAAAAUUUGCUUUUGGUAGAAUUGUGGAUUGUAUUUGUGCAACACUGACUCCUGGCAGAAAGGGCAAUGCCAUGUUAGCCAGAUUAAAAGAUCCAGUAGUGUUUUUAAAGGCACAAAAGUAAUGUCAAAAUUAAAUGGUUCAGAUAGAGCAUACAUUUAAACAACUUUCCAAUUUACUUCUGCUAAUUUGCUUUGUUCUCUUGGUAUACAUUGUUGAAAAACACCUAACAUCAACCAAGGACACCUAGAGAAUGAAGCAAAAUUGAUAAUGGAAGUAAAUUGUAAAGUUUUUUCAAAUUUUACGCUCUAUCUGAAAUAAAAGAAAAAUAUAUGUUUAAUGUUCCCUUAAUGCCUAUCUGAGAUUGACAAAGUUGGAAGCUUUCAAGACAUCUUUGGUUUCUUCCCCGGGCAUGCUGCAUUACCUAUGAAUUAGCUGGUCUUUAAAGCUUGCAUGCAAAUUCAUUUUAGGUUUUAUUUUAUCUAAACAUCAUUCCAACAACUUCAUAUAUGGAAUAGAAAGUGCUGUAUCUCUCAUCAUAUAUGUAAGCCUAAUAGAAGGUAUAGCUGUAUCUCAGGAUAGCAAUAAAAAAACAAGAUAGCAAUGCCUGUUUCAUACAUCAAUGGUUCAUAAACCUUCAGGAUUGUGUAUGAUAAGUUACGUAUAUGCUAAUAUGUUGUGAAUUUACACAGCAAGCCUGAGCUGGCUCUGGGCUUUCAGGAAAGUAUUCCUGUUUGUAUACCCCUUCAGAUUUAAUAGAGCACACAAGGCAUUGAAUAUGUGCAUCUAUAUGCAGUGAAUUGCAUGCUGCUCUGCCGUAAGGUAAAUAUGAACAAUCUUCUGCUUUAUGCAUUGCAAAAUCCCUGGUGGCCGCUUGCUAACAAAUUAGUAGCCUUAGGAUAUAUAAGGGAAAUUCGUUGUUGUAGAUUUUUUCUUCCUUGUGUAAAUUGCUCUGUUGUUUCUCUAAGCUUUUAACCUCUGCUGUGCUGGAGGAACAUUGUAGUCUUCAUUAGCUUGGGGAUUAACGUGAGUGACUUUAUAAUUACCCUAUCCUGAACAAUCUGCAACUGUGUCCCUUUGUCCUGUUCCUUUGUAAUAUAUUGUACAGUAGGUUCUGUCCUUGUAAUUGCAUGUCCUCAUGGUAAAUUAUAUCAUAUAUAAAUAUUUAUAAAUAUAUAUAAAUAUAUAUAAUAUACAUAAUAUACAAAAAAUGACAUACUCAUUCUACAUUUGUAGACGGCUGACAAUGACGCUUCCUUUUUUAUUUUGUGUGUGCCUGAUAAUGUCUCAGCCUUGUGUUUCCCAAUUUGUGAAUAUGAUCUCUCCGCAUGGCAACAUUUAGGGGCAUAUUUAUCAUAGUGCGAGCGGACUUAUCAUUGCACAAAGCAGUUCACCAGAAGCUUGAUAAUUCGGCCCCUUAGUUUCAACGCAGCGCAAAUUAUUUCAAGGACUGCAUUGAACAUAAGAACAUUUUAAAGCCCAUUUUUAUUGUAUUUAUGUAUAUAUUAUUUUUCUAUUUUUGUCCAUACAUUUUUAUUUAUGUUAUUUAAUUGUGUUUUCUAAAUUGUUAGUUAUCACAGGGUUUUUUUUCUCUGAAUUAUGUGAUUUACUACAGCUAAAUUUGUAUCUUUUAAACAUUUUAAAACCCUUCCAAUAGCUGUCAUUUUUAAAGUGUUUAAAGUUCCGUGGAGCCAUUUUUUUGUAUUUAGACACGAGAAUAUAAAAAUGUAUCACAAUCUA